Eublepharis macularius is the source of this 2259-nucleotide messenger RNA. RefSeq names its product C-type lectin domain family 17, member A-like. NCBI's taxonomy places the organism in Eukaryota, Metazoa, Chordata, Lepidosauria, Squamata, Eublepharidae. The coding region runs from base 241 to 1005 and encodes 254 amino acids. The record is from RefSeq and is a predicted model, not a curated record. The transcript is spliced from 9 exons.
CGUAAGAGAGUUGCAAAACAGAGUUACAGUGCAACUUCGGUCCUACGCUUAUGCUCAUUUGCUGCAGAUGCACAGUUAUCUCUGCUUUUGCUGCUUCACCACAAGGCACUCAUCAGAACAUCCAUACCAGGGAUUUACGUAUUUGCAGGUCCAUCAGCACCCUCCCUUCCUCCAGAAACAGAUUCACCGAGCAGUUGGGCUGAUGAGCAAGUUUAUGACGAUACAGGUUUUGUAACUGAGAUGGAUCCUCAAAUUCAGAAGAACUCUUCAACUGAGAAAGGAGAAAAAGGCAUGGAAAUGCAGAAAGCUAAUUCCACAUGUCAAGCUGCACAAAGGAAAGACGGUAGAAGAAAGCAUGUAUUCAUUCUUUAUGGGAUGUUAGCCACAUGCUUUGUGAUGUUGGCUGUUCUCAUCUUCCUGUUCUUGGUGAAGUACUCAGCAAUUUCAGAGGAAUUAAGAGAACUACACUUUAACCACUCCGAGAUGACGAUGACUGUGCUGAAGGACCUGGAUGAUAUAAGAACAAAGCAAGAAAUUAUCCAAAAAUCUCUAAGAAACGACUUCGUUGAACUUCAGGGCAUCACCGCAUCCAUCUGCAAACAGUUCUCAAUCAGUUAUUCAUCAUGCCCCCACAAGUGGAAGGCCAGAGGGGAUGCCUGCUAUUUCUUUUCAACUGGGAUGAAAACCUGGAGCGAUUCUCUGUCAGACUGUAUUGAACGGAAGGCUCAUUUGGUCACUGUGGAAUCUGAUGAAGAACAGGGUUUUCUGGCAAAUACUAUCAGUGCUGUAGGAACAUAUUGGUUGGGUGCAACUGACAUAAAACAGGAUGGGAAAUGGAGAUGGAAUGAAGAUGAUAAGCUUGUAACUAUCAGCUUUUGGGAUAUCGGGGAGCCAAAGAAAGGUUAUAACAACGACUGUGGUAUCAUAUACCCCAAUGGGUCAUGGGCAGCUGCUAGGUGUUCAUUUCCAAAUCACUGGGUUUGCAAAAAGCACCUCAUCUGCUGAGAUACAUUCUUGGACCUGCUGUUGGCACAGGCUUGUGCUGUUGAAUAUACCCUCAUCCGAUCUUGGAAUAUGCUCUAGCUCCUUAGCACAUAAGCAUUGAAAACUAUACCUUUUGUCAUUUAUCAUUUUUUCUGGGCCUGAUGUGUUUCUCUUUUUCACUUUGUGGUCCCACCUCAGCCAUACCAGACCUCUGAGAUAGCUUAUAUGACAGGUGAAACAACUGGCUUCAUAAAGCAGCUAAGGGCUUGACCAUACAUAGGUGCCUUUAGUCCCAGAGAAUCCCACAAACACUGUCACGCAUUUGGAUGGGUGAGAGACCAGGCCCACUGAGUAUAGGUUAUCAUGAUGAGAAAUAAUUCCAGACAUGUAGUCAUGUUAGUCUGUUGCAAUAAAAUUAAACAGGAGUACAUCAGCAUCUUAAAAACUAACAAAAACUUAUUCCAGUUUAAAUAAGCCUGAUCACCCAAAGUAGGGACUGAGCUAAUCCACUCUAACAUAUGAUCAAAUGCCAAUGAUCACUUGCCAUAUUUCAAGUGUGAUUAUACAUAUCUGUUUACAUUUGGUUGUCCAAUUUGGGUCAGAUUAAUACAUGCUAGUUCCCUGUGGCUCUUUCACCAUGGCUGCAUCCCACAUUACUCCAGUAUGUUAUGAAAUGAAGAAAUUAUGUGAGAUAUUAUAAAACCUAUGUGCUCAACCCCCACCCAACAAAUCUAAUUAGCAGGCAUUGAUACCUGGAAACUUCCUGAAUGAUUCACAUAAAUUUUCUCCACAUAAUUUUCUCAUCUCAUCUGCUUCAAGAGCACUGUGGGAUGCAGCUAUGGUGAUGGAGAACCCACAUGCUUGGAUAACAAAUGUGUUGGAAUUUGUCUUUCUCUAGCCUUCCCCUCCCCAUCAGCAUUCAAGCAGAAAUUUAUUUUGGAGUUGAAUGAAAGAGGGCAUUGUUCAGGCAUCCAGGAGCCCCUUAAAUUUACAAAUGCAUUUUUUUUAAAGAAAAGAAUAUCAAUCUCUUGAGUAUGUGUGUGUGGGUAUUUAUUGUGAUCAUUUUCUGUAUCUUUACUGAUGCAACUACUUUUAAUGAAAAUGUAGCUGAUAAAACAACGAGCAGCUUGAUUCAUGCAGAAUGUUAAUACCAUGGCGAUAUGUGAUGUUUUUAGUUGGCUUUUAAUCUUUUGUUUACCCUAGAUGUCUUUUAGUGUUUAAAAGAUAUCUUUUUUCUGAGGCAAAAUCAAAAAGAGUCCAGUAGCACCUUUAAGA